Asparagus officinalis (garden asparagus) is the source of this 804-nucleotide messenger RNA. RefSeq names its product 50S ribosomal protein L35, chloroplastic. Gene Ontology annotation, biological process: translation. The record is from RefSeq and is a predicted model, not a curated record. The coding region runs from base 89 to 541 and encodes 150 amino acids. Gene Ontology annotation, cellular component: ribosome; large ribosomal subunit. The transcript is spliced from 4 exons. Gene Ontology annotation, molecular function: structural constituent of ribosome. Lineage: Eukaryota; Viridiplantae; Streptophyta; Magnoliopsida; Asparagales; Asparagaceae.
UGGGCGUUGGAAAUUUAAUCCUAUCCAAAAGUAUCGGCUUUUAUCCCUUUAUCCCAGCUACACAGAGGAGCACCUUCUUCAGAAAACAAUGGCAUCCUCUCUCCUCUUCACGAGCUUCUCCCCUCCCUCAUCCCUCCCAAUUCUCUCCUCCAUCAAAACCCAUCUCUCUCCCUCUCCAAUCUCUCUCUCCAUCAAACCCACCAACAGCAACCUUUCCUCCUCGAGAUCCCUCUCUGGGUUCCCUCUAACCCUCCCCAAGUCCCUCACUUUAACCCCCUCAGCCUCCCGAACCCCACCCAAGAUUGCUGUAUUCGCUGCCAAAGGGUACAAGAUGAAGACCCACAAGGCUUCUGCGAAGAGGUUUCGGGUUACGGGCAAGGGGAAGAUAGUGAGGAGGAGAGCAGGGAAGCAGCAUUUGCUGGCCAAGAAGAACACUAAGAGGAAGCUUCGCUUGUCUAAAAUGAUCGGAGUAGAUAAAAGCGACUAUGAUAAUGUCAUUGGUGCAUUACCCUAUCUUAAAGUGAACCGCAAGGCAACCUGAAUGAGUUCCCUCUAAAAUUUUCCAACGGCGUCGACAUCGGUGGUGAAACUUUCCCGACGUUCGUUCAUGGGGCGAAGAAAACUGCGAUCUUGAAGAUGGUGAUGAUGAGUUGCAUUGCUAAUCUCCUCAAGUUUAAAUAUUGUUGUAUUUUUUUUGAAAUCGAUGACUUGAGAUUAAAGUAGAGCAUAUAAAUUUAUAUAUUGUUGUUAUUUCAUUGAAUAAGUUUGUUGUUAAGCUUAUGAGUUGAUGAUGAAUGAAUGUUA